GCUGAAGAUCGGAGCAGGAACCAUGUCUUCAGAACCUCAGGAAGGUUCUGUCAGCGAACAACUUUCUGCUGCUGAAGGAACCAUGCCUUCCCUUCAGCAUCUGAGAGAGUUGAUCAGCGAGCGACUAGCUGCUGCUGCUGAAGAAAUCUUCCGACUCUGUGAAGGAACCAUCGUCCAGUACGAGGAGGAGCUCUGUCGUCAGCGCAGACUGCUGGAUGUCGUCUGGAAACCACAGCUUCAACUUCACGCUAUAGUCCUCCCCGAGCAUUAUUUGACUGAAGAGGAAGAUCUCUCCAAUCAGCAGAGGAACUCCAGAGUGGAACAGGGAGAACCAGAACCUCAGCAGAUUAAGGAGGAGCAAGAAGGGCUCUGCAUUACUCAGGAUGGGAAACAGUUUGAACUGAAGCAGGAGACUGAUACCUUGAUGGAGAUUCCUACUUAUGAGGAAAAUGAGAACAGUGAAGCAGAUCUAAGAAAUGUAACUUAUAGUCAGGAUGAAGAAGGGAGCCAACGUGAAGUAUCCACAACUAAAGAUGAAGAGACAGACACACAGAACAGAGAUCAGAGGAAGAGAAGAGACAAAAGUAAUGUCCAAAAUGUGGACAGGUCUCACAUGUCAGAAAGUCGGUGGAACUCUGAUAUUGUUAAAAAAUCCAGAAUGAUAACGUUGGUUGCGAAAUGCAAACAAUCCCCAAAAGAAAAGUGUCUUUCCUUUAUAACGUCUGUUAAAAGAACAAGAAUUGCACCCAGUUUGUCAGUUCACAUGAGAACUGAGUCUGAUAAAAGAUCUUACAUCUGUGAAGAAUGUGGUAAAAGUUUUGGUUGCUGGUCUCAGUUCAAAAUUCACAUGAGAACCCAUACAGGAGAAAAGCCUUUUUCUUGUAAAGUAUGUGAUACAAGUUUUAGUCAUAAAUCAAAUCUCAACACGCACAUGAGAACUCACACAGGAGAGAGGCCUUUUCCUUGUAAAAUAUGUGAAAAAAGUUUUAGUCAAAUAUCUAGUCUGAAUGCACACACGAGAAUUCAUACAGGCGAAAAGCCUUUUUCUUGUAAAGUAUGUUAUACAAGUUUCAGUAAUGCAUCUCAUCUCAAAACACACACAAGAAAACACACAGGUGAAAAGCCUUUUUCUUGUAAAGAAUGUGAUACAAGUUUUAGUCAUAAAUCAAAUCUCAACACGCACAUGAGAACUCACACAGGAGAGAGGCCUUUUCCUUGUAAAAUAUGUGAAAAAAGUUUUAGUCAAAUAUCUAGUCUGAAUGCACACACGAGAAUUCAUACAGGCGAAAAGCCUUUUUCUUGUAAAGUAUGUUAUACAAGUUUCAGUAAUGCAUCUCAUCUCAAAACACACACAAGAAAACACACAGGUGAAAAGCCUUUUUCUUGUAAAGAAUGUGAUAAAAGUUUUACUCAAAAAUACAAUCUCAAAACACACAUGAGAACUCACACAGGAGAGAAGCCUUUUUCUUGUAAAGAAUGUGAUAAACGUUUUAGUCAAAUAGUUAAUCUCAAAAAACACAUGAGAACUCAUACGCGAGAGAAGCCUUUUUCUUGUAAAUGAUGGUAAAGUUCAAGGUCAAAUGUCAACAAAAUGUCUGUGGUGUUUGUAGACUCGAGCUAGUGGCAUGUGGGUGAAAUUUCGUGAAAAUCGCACAAACAAAAAUGUCGCUAUAGUGUCGAAAAACACAAAAAUUGCCACUUCUCAAUGUUUUCCACAAAAUGGCCGGCAAACUGUAGGUCAACCCAUUAUAAUCCCAAAACUUCCUUGGGGUAUCCCCGACACACGUGUUUUGGAUUACUAACUGUAUUUAGAAAUUUCUUUUGGAGCACCAUAAGAAACUUUUCUGUCUAUUUUUUUUUGGCAUUGCUCGUGGUGAUGUCAGUGUCUUGGGUGGGUGGGUCGGGGGUCGCUCACUUUGCCAUAAAUUCAUUUUCACCUGGUCAUAGGUGUGUGCAUAUUUUGGUGCAUGUGGCGGGUGUCAUAUUUCUGCUCAAAGAUUCAGAAAUCUUUCCAACUGCGGAAACAAUAUGGUCCUUGCAGUCAGUGACUGCUGCUGCUGCAGGCUGUAAUUACUGGUUACAUUGAUAUGAGCUAAUAAUGAAAACUCAUGAUCAUAUUCAUGCUACAAUAGAGAUUUUGGAAGAAAGUCAUUGUUUUCAUUUUGUUGGAAUUCUUAAUGAAGAUAUGAAUCAUAUCUGAUCAAAAAUGUUCAAUAGGUCUAAAGACACUAAAGUUAGUCACCAAACUUUCACAGAUGACUGAUCACAUUACUGUUUUACUCCAAGAAACGUUUCGGGAGGUAGUCACUUUGUUAAAUUUAUAGGAAUAUGGAUGGAAAUUUGGAUCAAAAGAAAAAAAGAUCAAUAGUUCUGAAGACACUAAAGCAACAGUCACCAAACUUUCACAGAUGCUCAUUAUCACGUUACUGUUCUAGGAAUUUUAUCUGUUCUUUUUGGUUCUCAGUGUUCUGUCCCAAUCUUUGGUGUGAAUAAUAAAGUGGACGUGAACAUCA
Oryzias latipes (Japanese medaka) is the source of this 2513-nucleotide messenger RNA. RefSeq lists its product as uncharacterized. Lineage: Eukaryota; Metazoa; Chordata; Actinopteri; Beloniformes; Adrianichthyidae. Gene Ontology annotation, molecular function: RNA polymerase II cis-regulatory region sequence-specific DNA binding; DNA-binding transcription factor activity, RNA polymerase II-specific. Gene Ontology annotation, biological process: regulation of transcription by RNA polymerase II. The record is from RefSeq and is a predicted model, not a curated record.